AUGGCUGCUCCGAAGCUCGCGACGCUGGCGCUGGCCGUGCUGCUGGCGGCGACCGUGGUGGCUCCGCCCGCCGCGGUGCGCGCGGCGAUGUCGUGCUCCACGGUGUACAGCACGCUGAUGCCGUGCCUGCCGUUCGUCCAGAUGGGCGGGGCGAUGCCGCCCCAGCCGUGCUGCGGCGGGAUCCGCAGCCUGCUGGCGCAGGCCAACAACACCCCCGACCGCCGCACCAUCUGCGGCUGCCUCAAGAACGUCGCCAACGGCGCCAACGGCAGCGGCACCUACAUCAGCCGCGCCGCCGCGCUGCCCAGCAAGUGCGGCGUCUCCCUGCCCUACAAGAUCAGCGCCAACGUCAACUGCAACACGUACGUCGUCUACACGCUAGCUCCGGCCGUCUUCUCUCAUCCUACUACUGCUGCAGUUAUCUUUGUUGGAUUAACUGAGGCGUCCUGGCGCGUCCCGUGCGAGGAAUGCAUGGCGGAGAGUAAUAAAAUAAUGCUACUGGUAUUUGAAGCUAGAUCGAGUGUGGGCUAG
Molecule: messenger RNA, 531 nt
Organism: Miscanthus lutarioriparius
Lineage: Eukaryota; Viridiplantae; Streptophyta; Magnoliopsida; Poales; Poaceae
Source: the annotation of a GenBank genome assembly